AUGGAAGCGACGACUAUGCUUCUUCUGUUCACUCUCCUCCUCGCCGGGCAACGAGGCUGCACCUGCACGGCCUCUGUUGUUGCCGGUGAAGGCGGGUUCAGCGUGGACUUCAUCCACCACGACUCCGCCAUGUCGCCGUUCCGCCUCCCCGCGCUGUCCCAAGCAUGCCCGCUGCGCUGCAUGGCGCGCAAGCCCGCCGCGCUCCAGGCGAGGGUGCUCGGGCGCUCUUACAGCGGCGCGUCUCCCGUAGCCGCGCCCGUGUCCGCGGCCGACGGCGGCGUCGAGUCCAAGAUCAUCACCAGGUCGUUCGAGUACCUGAUGGGAAAAUGUCUACUCCUGGUACAUCUUUGGCUGCUGGAUCUCAAGCUGCAGCUGCUGGUGCAUCUUCGGCUGCUGGAUCUCAAGUGCAAGCUGCCGACGACGUGCGCGAGCUCCUCCUCUCAGGCCGCAACAUAA
Molecule: messenger RNA, 456 nt
Organism: Miscanthus lutarioriparius
Lineage: Eukaryota; Viridiplantae; Streptophyta; Magnoliopsida; Poales; Poaceae
Source: the annotation of a GenBank genome assembly